UAAAUUCUGAUGCCGGGCCUUCCCGUUUCCAGCAACGAAUAUUAGCCAUCUGUCAAAAAGCCAAGCCGUCUCCGGGGAUCAGCUCCUUGAUUCUCCCCCGCCUAACAACGCACACGAAUUCCACGCCCCCCCGUGUCGUCCUCGUCCACGACCGGCGCCGUGCUCGCACCCACCAUGCGUGCGGCAACCGAACUGUGCAAAUCUCCGGCGCCUUCUUCUGGCCGGCCUAACUGCGCAGACCGGGAGACAGUAUAUAUAGCGGCGUUGUUACCUAUAGCCUAUAGGUCACGGUCUCGAGGAUACUGGAUAGCCAUCGAUCGACCAUCACCGUAUCAGAGGCAAGCAAAGAAAGGGAGGAGUCAUCAACGUUCUGAACUUCUGAUCGAGAGGACAAGAGCAGGGUAACAAUCGAUGGCGUUCAUGCGGUACUACCGCGGGCUGCCGCACGGGGAGACGACGGUGGAGGAGUUCAGGGCGUGGCUGAGCCAGUUCGACGCGGACGGCGACGGCCGGAUCAGCCGGGAGGAGCUGGAGGAGGCGCUGCGCAGCCUCAACCUGUGGUUCGCGUGGUGGAAGGCGCGGGAGGCGAUGCGCGCGGUCGACGCCAACCGCAACGGCGCGGUGGACGGCGACGAGAUGGGCAGGCUCUACGCCUUCGCGCACAAGCACCUCCACCUCAAGAUGAGCCAGCUGGAGGAGUAGUAAAUUGGAGUGAAAAAUCAUUUGUAUAUAUAGUCGUGUGCUGCAAAAGUUUGGUAUGAGCUCGUGAGUUCAUUCUGCCCUGUUUACUGAAUGCAACUUUCAUGAUCUUGGGCUAGGAUGCCUAAUAAAUCCGAGAAGUAGAGAUUGUAUUUUUCUGUACAUAACUAGAGAUUGUACGUUACGCAACAAACACUUUUACGGAUUGUACAUUAUAAUUUGUCAACGUAUUUUUUUUGAAAAGUCAA
Messenger RNA from Panicum virgatum (switchgrass), 947 nucleotides. Its product is annotated as probable calcium-binding protein CML17. Lineage: Eukaryota; Viridiplantae; Streptophyta; Magnoliopsida; Poales; Poaceae. The transcript has a single exon. The record is from RefSeq and is a predicted model, not a curated record. Gene Ontology annotation, molecular function: calcium ion binding; enzyme regulator activity. Bases 412 to 702 code for a protein of 96 amino acids.